Molecule: messenger RNA, 2443 nt
Organism: Acaromyces ingoldii
Lineage: Eukaryota; Fungi; Basidiomycota; Exobasidiomycetes; Exobasidiales; Cryptobasidiaceae
Exons: 2
Coding region: 298-2190 (630 amino acids)
Source: RefSeq, a predicted model, not a curated record
GUAAAGAAAGACGCAGCCGGCCAUAGGGGCAGGACAGCAACAAUAAUAUCCAAGCGCCGACUGGCGAGUCAACACAUUGCAGCAGACUAGUUACCGUCGCCGCCGUCCUGAAGAUCUGUCCAGAUCCUAUCGGUACGGGUCUUAUUUCUGUGCGAGUCGUUGGUCGGCAAAGUUUCCGCUUGCCUUUGUUCGAAUCUCGAACAAGACUCGCUCUGGCCAAGGUAUCGAAGUCUGGGCCAUCCGUCUGUUCUGCCGACUACUUCAGUCGACACAGAACCCUAGGGAAACACUCCCCCCAUGGCUUCCAUCCAAGUAUCUAUAGGAGCGAUGGACGACGCCAAUCCGAGCCUCUCGCCCUCGUCGUCGGCGAGAAGAAACAGCCUUGCUGUCCUCUCGCGCGCUUCGUCGACACCGCCAAGAGCAAACAUCGAGCCCCUAUCACUCUCAUCCCCCUCCUCUUCGUCCGCUUACGACGCGACAGGCGAGGCAAGUCAUCCAAUGGCAUCCUACUCGCUUGGCCGCAAGACCUAUCUGCCUCUCGUCACGCCCGCUCUGGAUCGCAGCGAGCCCUUCUUCCACGACCACAAGGUGGGGACAGGCAACCGAAAGCCUCGUAGAACAAGCAUGCCAGCUUCUGCGUCGCACGCGAGGAUGGAUCUGGAUGACCUCGUGCGUGAGGCACAGCGAAGGAGCAGAUUGGUCCAGCGCAGAGACCUGCACAUCCCUCACGACGCUGUCUCUCGGCCGCUGUUCAAUGCCAUCAUUUCCAAUCUCAGCAACGCCUCAUCGCCCGCGGCUGCGUCCGACAAGGCGGCCAGAGUCGCCGCCGAUCUCAUUGCACUGCGCAGACGAAGUGCGCUGCAAACGUCGUCCCACUCCCACAAGGCUGCUGCUGCUGUGUCGCAGCCGAACUCACCCACUCCUACCUCGGCCGCACCAGCAUCUCUGGGAGCGAUGGCAUCUUCCGGCGACUCAUCCACGGCGACGUCGUCGUCGGCGGCCAGCCAGAGGCGCGCCUCUGUGCGCUCGCAGCAGCUCUCCCUCCUGGCCUCGCAGGCUCGCAUGGUGAGCGUGGGCUCGAGCAGCGUAAAGACUGCCAAGCGAGCCGAGGCCGUCGUCAAGGGCGUUGUGCGCCAGGCGGUGGAGCAGCGUCGCAGCAGCACAAUGGCCGAGAGGGGUCUCCUCGUCUGCGGCGGCGGCGGCGGCGGCAGUCGGUCGGCGCCCGUCAGCGAACCAACUUCGCCUGUGCUCAGUCCCCUUACCGCGGCGGCGGCGGCUGCGGUUGCUGCUGCUACUGCCGGCUCAAACCCUGUCGGCGAGAUUGCUGCUGACUCGCUCCGGGAUCCAACGAGGCAAUGGGAGGCGACGCUCGCCCAGCCAGAGACGGCCACGGCCUUUAUGGAGGGUGCCUCGGAGCUGGCAAAGGACUGGGCCAAUGGCUUCUAUGCCUAUGAGCGGAGCUGGGCUGGCGAUGCUCUGCGCAGGGAGAAGAGGAGGCUGAGCGGCGAGGAUGACGGGUCCGAGGAAGAAGGAGCCGCUGCCAGCACCACAGAGGCUGGUGACGAAGAGGUGCGAAAGCGGAUGAGGAGGACCAAGAGCAGCGAAGGCUUGCGGCGCCAAUCGGGCUCGGACUGCCCCGUCUUUCGCGACUCGUCGAGCCCUCGAGCAGAGCGAGAAGCCGAGGAGGAAGAGGUCAGCGGUCUCAAGAAGAAGACACGAUCAGUGUCAUUCAAGCUCGUCGUGGAUGACGACGAUGACGACGAGAUGGGAAGAAAGAACAAGGAAGAGGAAGAGGAAGAGGACAAAGAAGGGGAGGAAGAGGAGGAGGAGGAGGAGGAGGAGGCAGGAGAGGGGCAGCAGCAGCUCGAUAAGGUCGCCGUGAGGUCGACAAGCACCUCGAGCGCCGACGAUGCCAAGUCUGCAUCUGCGCCAGCGGGAGGCGGUUUGGUGGGCGUGCUCAAUGAGUUUGCGAGCCUGCUCGAGACUCGUCAGGAGACGUGUCAGGGCCUGGAGAAGCUGGCCAGAGACGCAAGGGAGCUGGCUGGAACUCGUCUCGAGCCCGUCGUACGCGUCACGGCGUCGGCGCCGCCCGAGCUGGAUGUAGCCAGGGGUGCCAAGAUCGGCGAGGACGGCGACGAGGACGACGACGUGGAUGAUGAAGAGGAUGAAGAGGGUCUGCAGGAGGAAUAAUGAAGCCUCGUGCACCACUCAUCACGCCUAGGAACUCUCCCUUCAUGUACACUACACUGCUGCGACCACGAUACAUGCGCUAUCUCUCCCUCACAUUUACGAAGCAUUAAUUGAAUUGUUUAUUGCCAUGCUAUUGAGUGGUGUUGUUGCUACUGUCCUUGCGGCCAACCUGCGCCUGCGCAAGGAGCUCGUCGAGUGUGGCUCCCCGUGCGCCAUCUUCGUUGCCAAAGCGGACCUCGUGGGCUAUUCUCUU